Salmo salar (Atlantic salmon) is the source of this 2512-nucleotide messenger RNA. RefSeq lists its product as uncharacterized. Gene Ontology annotation, cellular component: nucleus. NCBI's taxonomy places the organism in Eukaryota, Metazoa, Chordata, Actinopteri, Salmoniformes, Salmonidae. The record is from RefSeq and is a predicted model, not a curated record. Gene Ontology annotation, biological process: regulation of gene expression.
UAUAUGAUAGAAGAAGAUUUUGACUCGGAAGUAGCUAGCUAACGUUAGCUAGGUUUAUUUUGCAGACAUUUAAAUUGGCUGAUGUAGUUAGCUAGCUUUUAGAAUAACAUUUACAUUAACUCGUUUUUAAACGACACUCAAAAUGUCUAACUGUAUCGCCCUUCAGACACAACUAACCUCGAUCAUGGAGGUUUUAGCCAAAUCAGCGGUGGCAGAAAUUGCCAAACUUAUCGAUGACAACUGUGCUGUAUUACAUUUCGAAAUAUCUCGGAAGCAUAAUGAUAAUGAAAUUCUGCGGAGAAAACUGCUCCUGAUUGAAAAUGAACUGAAGAUUGCGCGGAUUCCACGACAAACUGAGAAAUACAUGGACAGCUGUGCUUCAGACUGGAGACCCAGUCAGCGAGGAGAUGAGGAUGCGUUUGGGUCAGCUUUGGGAGAAGUCAAGUUUGCAGAGAUAGAAACCCCUUUCAUUAAGGUAGAGAGACAGGAUGAUGGAUCAUGGAGCAGGGAGCAACAUAGAGAACCAAGUGGACAGGGUAACUGAAUUCAUUGGGCCAUUGGACAGGGCAACUGCAUUCAUUGGGCCAUUGGACAGGGCAACUGCAUUCAUUGGGCCAUUGGACACGGCAACUGCAUUCAUUGGGCCAUUGGACACGGCAACUGCAUUCAUUGGGCCAUUGGACACGGCAACUGCAUUCAUUGGGCCAUUGGACACGGCAACUGCAUUCAUUGGGCCAUUGGACACGGCAACUGCAUUCAAUGGGCCAUUGGACACGGCAACUGCAUUCAAUGGGCCAUUGGACACGGCAACUGCAUUCAAUGGGCCAUUGGACACGGCAACUGCAUUCAAUGGGCCAUUGGACACGGCAACUGCAUUCAAUGGGCCAUUGGACACGGCAACUGCAUUCAAUGGGCCAUUGGACACGGCAACUGCAUUCAGUGGGCCAUUGGACACGGCAACUGCAUUCAGUGGGCCAUUGGACACGGCAACUGCAUUCAGUGGGCCAUUGGACAGGGCAACUGCAUUCAUCAGGCAGGGAAACACCACAUAUGGCAAUAAUGCCAUUCAGAAGCUUCCCAUUGGGAAUCAUCAGGACUUGGAAGAAGAGGAGAAUCAGGACCCACUGAUCCUCCUGGAGGAGCAGCUGGCAGAAGGUCAAGAGAAGCUUAGUGAGCUGUGCCAGUCUCAGUCUGGGCACUGUGGCGAGGAGGAGACCAGUGUUCUAGAGUUUGUAAUAAAGACUGAGAAGGAGGAAGAACAUUCUGGAUUCAGUCAGGCUGGAUGUCAGAGGAGCACAGUAAAGCAGCAGAACCCCUUGAGCUCUGAGUUUGUAAUGGAUGAAAGAGACAGUCAACUGUGGUCGUCUAUAGUUCAAGGGAAUGAUGACAUAGUCAUAGAGACUGACUUUCCUGAUUUCUCUUAUGUAGCCGAGCAGUAUUCAGAGAGUUUUCCAGAUCGCUCCGAGGCUCAGCCACAGCCCCUCUCUAGCCCAGUGGAAGGCCCUAGUAAAUCAGCCAUCUCACCUCUACAGAGACCGUGCAAUGGAUCAAUGUACAACAAAGUCUUUCAGAAAGAGAAAGUAAGUGCAUCUCAGUCUGUGUCUAGUUCUUUUCAGUGCCGACCGCAGAUCAACCAUUCACAGCAGCAGACCAGGCAGAGAGAUCAGGUGUUCUCCCAGAGGAAUAAUCACAUCCCACCGUCCAGGCCUCAAGACACUGGACACACAGCAGAGCGAAGCUUUGGACUGGGUGACACUGACAGACCAACUGCCUCCCAUUUAGGGAUUCGAUUGAACAAUAACACUUUUACAUCAGGUGGCCUCAGAAGCUUUACUAUGCCUCAUUAUAAUACUAAAAAUCACUGGGGUACAGCCAUAACAGAGAAGGUUUUCAGUUGCUCGCAGUGCGGCAAGAGUUUUAGUCGCUUGUCCUAUCUGAAGAUACAUCAGCGAAGUCACACGGGAGAGAGGCCGUUUCGGUGCACCGUCUGCGGGAAGAGUUUUCACUGCUCCUCGCACCUGACUAUACACCACCGCAUUCACACGGGAGAGAGACCCUAUAGCUGUGCCACGUGUGGGAAGAGGUUUACCCAGCAGAGCAGUCUCAAGACACACCAGAGUGUCCACAGUGGAGAGAGACCGUAUGGUUGCUCUCAGUGUGGCAAGACUUUCACUCUUCUGCACCAUCUGAAGCGGCACAGGAUUAUUCAUGCUGGGUAUAGCUGAGUGGGUUAUUAUUAUAAUAAUAAUAAUAAUAAUUAUUAUUAUUAGUAUUAUUAUUAUUAUUAUUAUUAAACCUCUAUCCAGGAAGUCUGUAAAUAUGGUCCUCAAAGCUGAAUUUAAGAUGAAGUUAUUUGUUUUACUUUAGAAAUUAAAAUAGUUCAAGAAAAAUUAGAACGUUGAUGUUUUAUGCUAUUUUCAACACUACAGAAACAUUUCAUGAAAUAAAAUACACAGUGAAUAGUUUUGCAUCAGGCCUUUUAAUAAACUAUGAAAAUCGGUACUCUCCAUAA